Molecule: messenger RNA, 2478 nt
Organism: Cucumis melo (muskmelon)
Lineage: Eukaryota; Viridiplantae; Streptophyta; Magnoliopsida; Cucurbitales; Cucurbitaceae
Product: APO protein 3, mitochondrial
Exons: 3
Coding region: 831-2114 (427 amino acids)
Molecular function (GO): RNA binding
Source: RefSeq, a predicted model, not a curated record
CUAAAAUAGUCUCUCUUCCUCCAACCUCUCCCCGAAAACCCUUUCCUCCAAUUUUUACUCUCCAUACGAAAAGCAUCCACCGCCCGCCGUCGUCCGCCGCGCUGCCAGCCGCAGUCGUGCGCCGCCCGCCUCCAGCCGCCGCGCGCGUCCAAUCUUGCUGGUCUUUGUGGGCUGGGGAAAGUCGACUAUGAUUGGUGCUUACAGGUUACUAUUUUGAAGAAGUGCUUGAAGAUCCUGCAUACUAGAAAUUUGGCCUAAUAUCAUCAACAUGCUGACAUGACAAUUCAAGUGGCACAGAGCUGCAAUGUUACACCACAGUUGCAAUGAAAGAUAGAAUGUAAAAAUGGUAAAUUUUUUUUGUGGAAUGUUACACUUUGACUCCCAAUGCUGAAGUCUUUCUUGCGUCGUUGAAGGGUUUUCAAAAAGUGUUGGCAGUCGCUGUAUACAAACAAUCUAAUAAUCGAGCUCUUGAUUGCAAAUAGCCAUUCCGUCGUCCUUCAAACUUGCCACCGAUAACUGUUCACAAAUAAUCAGAUCAUCAAGCUCUUGUCAAAUCACCGAAGUCGCAGCCCUCCUUUGUUGUUUUCCUUCAAACUCACCACUGUUACCACCCAACUUUUGCCAUUGCAAAGGUUGUUAGCCAUUGGGGGAUUCUGUUUUGAUUUCAAAUGAAAAUUUUGUGGGUGCGUGACAUAGAAGAGAAAAAGACAAAAGGCUAUAGUUCAUUCACUCUUCAAAAGUCCCAUUAGCCUUUUCUUUUUCGACCCAAUUGUCUCUAGUUUCUUUAUUUUUAGCUUUUCUUUGGCAAUUUUCACGUCAAAAAGUCUCUAAUGCGACAAACCUUCCAAAUUCGUCAUCUCAGCCUCAAGAGUCGACGUAUUCCUCUAAAUCUCUUUGGGCUUAGCCCGUUUCACACCCGGAAUGCAGAGAAACUUGGAUAUGACGAUGCACCUGAUCCUUCUUAUGUUGAUUUACCAAAACCCCGUGUAAGUGAGUCCAGUAGAAAACCCUAUCCCACUCCUAUGAAGGUUUUGAUUCAGAGAGCAAAAGAGGAGAGAGUAGCUAGAAAGGCUCAACCAUGUACGAUGGUUGAACAUCCACCUGAUAAUGGAUUGUUGGUGCCUGAUCUUGUCCACGUAGCUCACAGUGUCUACCUAGCUUGGAAAACGCUCCUCUUCGGUAUAUCAAGGCUUUUGGACGCCGUUCCUAUUCAAAGAUGCAGGUUCUGCUUUGAGGUUCAUAUUGGACAUGUAGGUCAUGAAAUUCGAACUUGCACUGGUGAAAAAAGCGGGUUUCGAAGUGCUACUCACAUAUGGAGGAAGGGGAGUGUUCAAGAUGUGGUGUUUUUCCCCAAAUGUUACCAUCUUUAUGAUCGUGCAGUGAAACCAAGAGUUGGACAUGAUGAGAAGCAUGACAUACCACGAAUACCUGCUAUAUUGGAGCUAUGCAUCCAAGCUGGUGUUGAUCUUGAAAAGUACCCUACUAAAAGACGAACAAAACCUGUAUACAACAUUGAAGGGAGAAUUGUAGAUUUCGAGUCGGUGAAGGAAAUGAAUGAGGUGAAGACAGGCCUUUCUACCAGGACUAGUGAUAAUUUUGUAAAAUCUGAUUUUGGGAUAGAACUUGAAGGAACCAGUAAGUCUUCCUUCUUAAGGAAACUUAGUAAUACUUUGGAUCAGCAGUAUGAAGUAGACACUGAGGUAAGACAAUUAAGCAUUCAAACACUGGACUCAUGGCUUGAAAUGGUAUCAGGAGCAAAGAAAAUAAUGGAAAAGUACAUGGUGCAAACAUGUGGAUACUGUCCUGAGGUACAGGUUGGUCCUAAGGGGCAUAAAGUGAGAAUGUGUCGAGCUUCAAAGCAUCAGUCUCGCAACGGAUUGCACGCAUGGCAAGAAGCAAUGAUAGAUGAUCUUGUAGGUCCAAAUUAUGUAUGGCAUGUGAGAGAUUUGGAAGCGCCUCCAUUGGAUAACAAGUUGAAGAGAUAUUAUGGCAAAGUUCCAGCUGUGGUUGAACUUUGUGUUCAAGCAGGAGCACCUAUUCCUGAUCAGUAUAGGAGCAUGAUGAGGUUAGAUGUCGUUUGUCCUGAUAGUGAUGAAGUGGAUCUUGUUGCUUGACUUGGCUCUUAAAAAUCGUAAUCAUAAUUGUCAAAAUGAGGAUUUUGUAAAGUGUCUGCUCACAUUGAGAGAGGUGUUGCAUUCAACCGUAUGCGGAGUUGGAGAUCAGAUUUGGCUGUGCAAGCUCCACGGCUUGUUAUGAAUAUGGCCUGUGAUCUGAAUGGAGGAACCAUUGGUUGGUCAGAUCACUUUGGUUCUACACAUCUACUUGCAUCUUCACGAUGUUCAAUCCAAGUUCUUUGAUAUUCCAUCUAAGACAGUGGCCAAAAUGCUUUUUAUCUCUUCCUUUUAAUUGUGUAUUUUGUACAUUAGGUUUUAUGAUGUAUACUUUUGGAACAAUAAAAUAUAUCUUUGAUUUGGGAUA